CGCGGCCGGAGCGAGGCGCGGGCUGUGGGGCCGCCGCGUGCCCGGCCCCGCUCGCCCGUGCCCGCCGCCGCCAGCCCGCCAUGCCCGGCUUCGACUACAAGUUCCUGGAGAAGCCCAAGCGGCGGCUGCUGUGCCCACUGUGCGGGAAGCCCAUGCGCGAGCCGGUGCAGGUGUCUACUUGCGGCCACCGCUUCUGCGACACCUGCCUGCAGGAGUUCCUCAGUGAAGGAGUUUUCAAAUGCCCUGAGGACCAGCUUCCUCUGGACUAUGCCAAGAUCUACCCAGACCCAGAGCUGGAGGUCCAGGUGUUAGGCCUGCCUAUCCGCUGCAUCCACAGUGAGGAGGGUUGCCGCUGGAGUGGGCCACUCCGCCAUCUCCAGGGCCACUUGAACACCUGCAGCUUCAAUGUGGUCCCCUGCCCCAAUCGCUGCCCGGCCAAGCUGAGCCGGCGGGAUCUGCCUGCCCACCUGCAGCACGACUGCCCUAAGCGCCGCCUCAAGUGUGAAUUCUGUGGCUGUGACUUCAGCGGGGAGGCCUACGAGAGUCACGAGGGCAUGUGCCCCCAAGAGAGCGUGUACUGUGAGAACAAGUGUGGUGCCCGCAUGAUGAGGCGACUGUUGGCCCAGCAUGCCACUUCUGAGUGCCCCAAGCGCACCCAGCCUUGUGCCUACUGUACCAAGGAGUUUGUUUUUGACACCAUCCAGAGCCAUCAGUACCAGUGCCCACGGCUGCCUGUUGCCUGCCCCAACCAGUGUGGUGUGGGCACCGUGGCUCGGGAGGACCUGCCCAGCCACCUGAAGGACAGUUGCAGCACUGCCUUGGUGCUCUGCCCUUUCAAAGAGUCUGGCUGCAAGCACAGGUGCCCUAAGCUGGCAAUGGCACGUCACGUGGAGGAGAGUGUAAAGCCACAUCUGGCUAUGAUGUGUGCCCUGGUGAGCCGGCAGCGGCAAGAGCUGCAGGAGCUGCGGAGGGAGCUGGAGGAGCUAUCCAUAGGCAGCGAUGGAGUGCUCAUCUGGAAGAUCGGCAGCUAUGGGCGGCGUCUCCAAGAGGCCAAGGCCAAGCCUAACCUGGAGUGCUUCAGCCCGGCCUUCUACACACACAAGUACGGCUACAAGCUGCAGGUGUCCGCGUUCCUCAACGGCAACGGCAGUGGCGAGGGCACACACCUCUCCAUCUACAUCCGUGUGUUGCCAGGCGCCUUUGACAAUCUCCUUGAGUGGCCCUUUGCCCGGCGGGUCACCUUCUCCCUGUUGGAUCAGAGCGACCCGGGUCUGGCCAAGCCACAGCAUGUCACAGAGACCUUCCACCCUGAUCCAAACUGGAAGAACUUCCAAAAGCCCGGCACUUGGCGAGGCUCCCUGGAUGAGAGCUCUCUGGGCUUUGGCUACCCCAAAUUCAUCUCCCACCAGGACAUUCGAAAGCGAAAUUACGUGCGGGAUGACGCAGUCUUCAUCCGUGCCUCCGUCGAACUGCCUCGGAAGAUCCUCAGCUGAUGGUAGAGCCUUCUGCGCUGAAGCCGGAAGGGAGGUGGGACAGUACCUCAGCCGCUGGCUGGGACUGGAGAGGGGGCCGGACCCCCCUGCAGCUUCUUUUGCCUAGGUUGUUAGCCCACCACCCUCUCCCCACACCACCACCACCGCCCCACCCCUCAGGUGCCUCCAAUUGGUGCUUCAGCCCUGGCCCCUGGGGGGGAGCAGGUCUCGGGGUUAUCAAGGGCUGGAAACAAGUGAUCCCAGGGCCUGUCUCCCCUCCUGGGCAGGGCAGACAUGCCUUGGUGCCAGCCACAUUCUACCUGGACUGAGGUGCCUGCUCAGGUGCUAUGUCCCAAGAGCCAUAGUGGGGGUGGGGGUAUGGGAAAAGGGAGGGGGUAGUUCUAAGAAUCUGCCUUGAGAUUAAUCUCUCUCCAUUUACCCAGUGUUGCCCUCUCCGGUUAUUUAUUUCUUUAGUGCCAGGAGGGCACAGCAGGGGAACUCUGAUUUUUAAUAAAUCCUGAAUUGUAUUUAUUAACUUGAUUCCAGCCUGUCUCCUCCCAGUUGGUUAGGGUUCUGGGAGGCUGGGCCCAACAGAAGGAAAGGGGUUGAGCUGCUGCUGCUCGCAGUGGACCGCUCUGGUGGACAAUAUGGGAACUGCAGCAAGCCUUGUGUGGGCGCCUGCAGCUGCCCUCUGGUGGUUCGAUGGAUAAGUGCAGGGACCGCUUUUCAUCAGGCUGGCGUUUCUAGUUCCUACCUCACCAAAGACAAGUUCUCUGCUUAGGCAGGUGUUUAUCAAUAAUUACCAUGUGUGUAUACAUGUGCGAGACAAAGGUCCAUGUCCAGUGUCGUCCUCAGUUACUCUCGACCACUUUGAGCCAGGAUCAAAACUCCUGGAGCUCACUGAUUCCACAAGACUAGUCAGUCUAGUCGGCCAACGCGCUCCGAAAAUCUUGCCUUGACUGACCCUGCACUAGGGUGUUAUAGGUGUGCGUUGUUGUGUAGUUUUUGUUUUUUGUUUUACACAGGUGAGGGAAUCCAAACUCAAGUCCUUGUGUUUGUAUAAGUACUUCCACCAAGACGGCCAUUUUUUUGGGGGGUGGGGUUUCGAGACAGAGUUUCUCUGUGUAGUUUGGUGCCUAUCCUAGAUCUCGCUCUGUAGUCCAGGCUGGCCUCGAACUCACAAAGAUCAGCCUUGGCUCUGCCUCCCAAGCGCUGGUAUUAAAGGCAUGCACCACCACUGCCCGCCUUUCUCCUGUGUGGUCCCAGGUGUCUGGAAGUCACUGUAGAUCAGGCUGGCCUGGAACUCAGGAGACCCUCUGCCUUCUGAAUGCUGGGAUUAAGAGCACGUAUCACCCUGCCCGGCUUCCUGAGGCCUUUGUAAAGCUUUUACCAUUAGAAUAAAUGGCCUUCAUGAAGAGUUAA
Molecule: messenger RNA, 2894 nt
Organism: Peromyscus californicus insignis
Lineage: Eukaryota; Metazoa; Chordata; Mammalia; Rodentia; Cricetidae
Gene: Traf4
Product: TNF receptor associated factor 4
Biological process (GO): activation of NF-kappaB-inducing kinase activity; signal transduction; regulation of apoptotic process
Molecular function (GO): protein binding; zinc ion binding
Source: RefSeq, a predicted model, not a curated record